AAUAUAAUGGAGUUUGCAUCCUGAAAGGGGAAAUCAACGCUCAUAUCUCAUCAAUAAUUCAUAGAGUCCGGGAUCACGCAGAGGUCAGCAGACGGGGGCCGCAGCGCCGGCCUACGUGGGGCCCGCAUACAUUAUGCGCCGCCGGGCCGCUUGGCCGUCGCCGCCGCCCCAGGCCAGGGGCGGGGGCGAGCCAGGCCGACAGGUUCAGCCGGAUGUUACCUCCCUUCUUUUGGCGAAUUCACCGAGACCCAGAUUUCGGGCUCCACGGGGACGUGGAUGCAGGGGACGGCCGAGGGCCGGCCGAGGGCGACACGCGGAUGUGAUACCCGCGCGGCACCUCCGUUCCCAGCUUUUCUCUCUUUCCCUCCUACCCAUCUUUUUCCUUUUCUCUGCGGGGUAGGGCGUCGCCCGUCCUGCGCCUUCUCGCCCCCAGAAUAGCCCCCCGGGAGACGGACCGGCACUCCCCGCGGCCUCCUCUGGUUUCUCCGCUCUGGGUUCUCUGGUUUCGCUCCCUGGGCGGACGGGGCCGAGCCCACGCCGCUGCCGCCUGGGCUGCGGCCUCCGAGCGCCAGCUGGCUUAGAGGGCAGCGCGCCCUGCCCUGGGAGCCCGGGGGCCCGCGAGGAGAGGUCACCUCGAAAGCCCCGGGCCGGCUGGCCUCGCCACGGGGUGACCCCGGCCAGGCGGGGAGGUGGCGAGACAACGUGGACAGCAGCAUUUCGGGGGUGAUUUGGAAGGAGAGGGCCAGCGUGGCUGGCGUGUCCUCUUCGGGGGCAUUUGGAGGCACCGGGGAGGAGACUCUACAUCGGGAUUGUGCUCCUUCUCGGCUCGCUCGCUCUCUCUCCUCACCUCUGUCGAUUCGCUCUUUUCUGUUUUCCGACUCCCAAGAGCCCCUAGGGAAGGAGGAACGAAGCCUUCCCCGAGAGAGGAGGGAACCUGGGAGGCGGCAUCCGCGCGGAAGGGAAACCGAAAGCGCGCGGCUCGCCCGCCCGGCGGCCGCGCCGGCCGAGAGGCAGAGGCUGUAACGUCCCCGAGCUGCCAGUAGAGUCCGCCUUAGACCAAGUUCACAGCCGGGCUGGGGCCUCCGAAGCGCCAGCGAGCGGCCGCGCAAGGUGGCCCUGGGCCCCGCUGGGCCUCGCAUUGUUGGGACGCCAAGCCCUCCCUCCCGCCAGGUGGGGACGGGGGCCCACUCCGCUCCCGAGGAACCCCUGCUCCAAGCGCCCCCCGCUCUUCUCCCCUUCUCCAGCAAAUCUCCACAGACCGGCUGCUGGGGGAAAAAACUGUUAGCCGCCUCUCCCAGAUCUGCGAGGGGAGAAAAAUCGGACCAUAAAGUUGAAAACUUUUUUCUCUCAGUUUGGAAGAAGCCGUUCAUCAUGAGUGGGACCGGCGGCGCUCGGGCCACAGGAGGCGAGAGGUGCAGAGGAGGGGAGAUUUCUCGCCUGCCGCUCGCGCUGGGGCUCGAUGUGAAUAUAUAUUAUGUCUGCCUGUUCUCCCCUCGUCGGUGGCUAAGGUCAGCCGGUCGGAACAGACCCGGGAGGAGGGGGGCAGAAAGGGGAAGGGGGGGGGGGGUCCGGCGCGUCACGUGACCCCCCAGGGGUGCCAAUGUCCGGUCGUGAGGGUAUCAGGCCCCUGCAAGUUGCCACCCACUGCCCGGGCCUCGCCCAGCGAUGCAGAAAGCUACCUACUACGACAACGCGGCGGCUGCGCUCUUCGGAGGCUACUCCUCGUACUCUGGCAGCAAUGGCUUCGGCUACGACGGGCCCCCCCAGCCCCCCUUCCAGGCCGCCACGCACCUGGAGGGCGACUACCAGCGCUCAGCGUGCUCGCUGCAGUCCCUGGGUAACGGCGCCCCGCAUGCCAAGGGCAAGGAACUCAACGGCAGCUGCAUGAGGCCCGGCCUGGCCCCGGAGCCCCUGCCGGCGCCGCCGGGCUCGCCCCCGCCCAGCGCCGCACCUACCAGUACCACAAGCAACAGCAGCAAUGGGGGCGGACCCGGCAAAAGCGGGCCCCCCAAGUGCGGCCCUGGCUCCAACUCCACCCUCACCAAACAGAUAUUCCCCUGGAUGAAAGAGUCGAGGCAAACGUCCAAGCUGAAAAGCAGCUCCCCCGGCACAGCAGAGGGCUGCGGCAGCGGAGGCGGCGGCGGAGGUGGGGGCGGCGGUGGGGGCGGUGGCGGCGGCGGCGGCGGCGGGGGAGGGGACAAGAGCCCCCCGGGGUCAGCGGCGUCCAAGCGGGCGCGGACGGCAUACACGAGCGCGCAGCUGGUGGAGCUGGAGAAGGAGUUCCACUUCAACCGCUACCUGUGCCGGCCGCGCCGCGUGGAGAUGGCCAACCUGCUGAACCUCAGCGAGCGCCAGAUCAAGAUCUGGUUCCAGAACCGGCGCAUGAAGUACAAGAAGGACCAGAAGGCCAAGGGGCUGGCCUCGUCGUCGGGGGGCCCCUCCCCCGCCGGCAGCCCCCCGCAACCCAUGCAGUCCACGGCCGGCUUCAUGAACGCCUUACACUCCAUGACCCCCAGCUACGAGAGCCCGUCCCCACCCGCCUUCGGCAAAGCCCACCAGAACGCCUACGCGCUGCCCGCCAGCUACCAGCCGCCCCUCAAGGGCUGCGGCGCCGCGCAGAAGUACCCCCCGACCCCGGCACCGGAGUACGAGCCCCACGGCCUCCAAGCCAACGGGGGCGCCUACGCGACGCCCACCCUGCCGGGCAGCCCGGUGUACGUGGGCGGGGGCGGCUACUCGGAUCCGCUGCCGCCCCCUGCCGGCCCCUCCCUCUACAGCCUCAACCACCUGUCCCACCACCCCUCGGGGAACCUGGACUACAACGGGGCGCCCCCUAUGGCCCCCAGCCAGCACCAUGGACCCUGCGACCCCCACCCCACCUACACAGACCUCUCCUCUCACCAUGCGCCUCCUCCUCCACCUCCUCCUCAGGGUAGAAUCCAAGAAGCGCCCAAGUUGACACACCUGUGAUGGCGGAGGAAGGGCCGAGGGAUGGGGUCAAGGGCGAGGUGCGAGGAGGGGCCUCCUGCAGGUCUGGAAAAAGGGGACGGGGCGCUGGCGGCCGAGUGGCCCGGGAGCUCUUUCCCCUCCCCCGGCCUCAGGGGCUGCAUUGAAGUCCCUCGCCCGUUCUUCCAUCUGCCUGCCAACCCAUGGGAGAGGACUCCACGGCAGAUUGGAGAUGACCCCGUCAGCCUGGGGGGGGGGGGGGGACGCUCCAGCACUACCAAGCUGGAAUUCCAUGCUGAGGAGCAGGGUAGAGAAGGAUGAAAUAGGAAAACAAGGCAGAGAAGCACAUUUUUUUUUCUUUUUAAAGAAAACACACAGAUAAGAUGGCUAGGCCAUCCCCAAACGGUUGACUCACCUUCCACCUCUGUGGGUAAUUGCCCCAAAUCUUGAUUUUUCUCUCCCCACCCCCACCCUCAACUCUCCUUAAGAAAAUCAGAAGACACACGUGAACCCCGGGGGAGUAUACCCCCCACCCACAAGUCUGCUCCCAUUUAGCUGAGGUUGUGGGGGGGGGGGCACUGCCUCCAUUUCUAGGCCCAUGUUUUUCUGCUCUGGGACAUUCGUGUCCACCCUCACGCCGUCAGUCACAGUUUGCAGAGGGCUCAGGGAUGGUGAGAGAUCCUGAAAGUCAGAGCUAUAUGAGAAAUAUAUAUAUUUUUUUCUGUUCAGGAAGUUAGGAGGCUAGCGCAGGCCAGUUGUCAGGAUGCCUCCAGGUUCAGCUCCAGGGCCCACCCCCACCUCCGUGGCAAGCCACUGGCCGCAGGAGGUUCUCCGCUUUUCUUUUCUUCUGUUGCUCUCUUUGACUUAACGUGAAAACAGGGUAUAUUUGAACAAACUGUCUGUCCCAGGCGGGGCUGCCGCUGGGCCUGUGUACCUUGCUCAGCCUCCUGACGGACACUUCUGUUGCACUUAGAGUUUACAUUUUAAUGGAUAUAAAAACUGUGAGAGAUGCCCGGGCCUGCAGAAGUCCAGCGUCGCUCAAAAAGCGUGUGUUCUAGUGAACAUUUUCAUAUAUAUUUAUUGGUUAUAGCCUGUUAAGCUAUUUUCUUUUUUGUAUUAUUUAUCCCCUUACAUUAUGUAUUUAUAUAAGGGAAAAAAAGGAAAAAUUGUACUUUUUUAGUAUUUACUUGUUAUAAAGGACGUUGUGUUUCCUGUCAUGUAAGACCAGAUAUUUUAGUUGAUUGUACUCUAGGAAAGAGCUGUAGAUUUAUGUUAAACUCGUACUUAUGAGCAAUUGUAAUUAGUUCUAAAAGGCAUGAACUCAGCUCCUGAUUGUCACUGUGUAGUCCUGAAUUUGUAGAAUUAGAGCCAGUUCCCUCUUGGAAGUUACUUUGUUCUUCUGUAGUUACUUUUUUCCUUACUGGAAAGGGUUGUCUGUCAAACAAUUCUUGAAUAAACUUUCUGUUAUCAAUUUUA
This is a messenger RNA of Oryctolagus cuniculus (rabbit), 4422 nucleotides long. The record is from RefSeq and is a predicted model, not a curated record. Lineage: Eukaryota; Metazoa; Chordata; Mammalia; Lagomorpha; Leporidae.